Messenger RNA from Eupeodes corollae, 3030 nucleotides. RefSeq lists its product as uncharacterized. The transcript is spliced from 10 exons. The coding region runs from base 631 to 2931 and encodes 766 amino acids. NCBI's taxonomy places the organism in Eukaryota, Metazoa, Arthropoda, Insecta, Diptera, Syrphidae. The record is from RefSeq and is a predicted model, not a curated record.
GUCAGUACUUGGUAGUGCAUCGGGCCGAUAGUAGGUAUCAUCGCUUAUUCGAUAGUUAAGUCGAGUCGGAAAGUCACAGCUUAUACGAGUCUAGUCAAUACACAAAGCAAGCGAUCUUCAAACGGAACAAUAGGAAUAUAAAAAUAAAACGGUUUUGAAAAAAGUUGUUAGCCCUUCGUCUCGAUCACCGCGUUACAACAAACCGAUCGAUAUAUGCAUUUAUAAAUUUAUAGGUGUACAUCUCUGUUUGCACUUGAAAAUAUAUUCUCAAGAUCGUGUGAAGUUUUUUUUUAUCUUACUUAAAUUUAAUUAAAAACUAUUCAACUUCAAAUAGUUUUAAAAAAAAAGUCACUUUGGUAAUUGUUAUUCGGAAAAUAAAAUAUAUUCAUUUUGUGCAAACAAUUAAAAAAUUGAAUGUGCGAUUAUGCGAUUUUGUUCAGUGUCAAGUUAAAAGAUGGAAAUUAAACAAAUAAUAUACAAUAUAUCAAAUUUCAAAAAAUAUGAGAAAUAAUUUGCAUAUAUCUAAUAACAAUUUUAUAUUAUGUGAAUGUGAUUAUAUUUUUAAUCGGAAGUAUUGAAGUUCAAUACAAAUAAAUACACGAAGUAUAAAAUUUGAAAUAAAGGCGAAAAAUGGAUAAACGUCAACGGUUUUUGAUUGGAAUUUUAUUCAUUAUCGUCAUUAAUGGAGUGAAAUUAAAUUUUGCUCUUCUUCUCAAAUGCCCUAUUUAUCAACUGCAUUUUCAAAAAAUCGUUGGAUUCCGUCCAUCAACCGAUGUUAUGACCGAAAAAAACAUUCUCUACUCAGCUGAUCCGGAAAACCCGUUCGAUCUUAUCAAUCCAAUAUGCUGGGAUCUGUGUAAACAAGAUGAAAACUGCCUUUCCUACAUCCUCAUCCUAGACACAAACCAAUGUUUUGGAUUCUCUAUUUUCGACUUAUCAAACCUAUAUCAACAAAUGGGUCAAGAUUUGGAACUUAUAGCCGAUACCAAUGCCAUAUAUUUUGAAAAGACAUGCUUAAAAGUUCCUGACAAUUGUAACAUGAAAAUGUGGAUCUUAACGAAAAUGCCAGGAAGUAGUUUGGUAUUCCGAGGAAAAAAGACCAUCCCCACGCUCGUGACCAAGCGCGAAUGUGCUGAGCGAUGCUUAUUCGAAAAACAGUUCGCCUGCCUUUCAGCUUCGUUUGCUCCAUCAUACAAAAACAAUCAAGCUCGCUUAAGCGAGCAGAUGCCACAAAUCGAAAAGUUGGGUCGUUGCGUACUCAGCGAUAAGGAUAAAGUCCUGCAGCCAGAUGCCUUUCGAGCUGCCCCCUUCGAAGAGGAAUACAUCGAGAACCAGUGCCAAGAGCGCCCAAUCGAGAGGGAAAACUGCUCCUAUGAGCUCUAUUCAAAUAGUACGUUCAUCUAUGCGGAAGCCAGGCAUAAUGGACUAACCCAAAAAGAGUGCCAAGCCAGGUGCUCCAGUGAGACGAAAUUCUAUUGCCAAGGUGUUUCGUAUUUUUUGGAUCAACUCACUGCCAACUCGGAGUGCUAUUUACAUUCGGAAGAUAUCAUCUCGAUUGGGCCGAGGAGCUUGAAAUUCAAACCGAUGUCCGUGUAUAUGCGAAGGGUGAAAUGCUUAGAUGUAUCAGUUAUCUGCAGUCACGAAGAAAUGGUUGUCAAAUAUUCACCGAACGACUUCUUCCGUGGUAAAAUCUAUGUCCGUUCACAUUCUGAAGAUUGUAUGACAAUGGGAAAUGGAACAAGAUCAACUUUACUGCGUUUGGCUAUUGGAAAUGAAAUUCAAGAAAAACGAUGUGGAAUUCUUCGGGCAUACGAAGUUACAAAAAACUACCAAAGAACUUUUAUAUCUGCUAUGAUUGUAGUACAAAACAACCUCAACGUUCAAACUCAAGCUGAUCGUUUAGUCAAAGUCGGUUGCAUUAUAAGUAAUUCAACUAUCACAGAAGCUCAAAUACCAAAUGCUGUAGCUCUAGAAUCAUCUCUUGCCUUUACACAAAAUGAAUUGCCCAAUGAAGAAUUUAUCCAUUUCAUUGACACAACAAACUUAGACCUUCCCAAAAUAUCAAUGCAAGUUAUUGAUCUAAAUCAAAACUAUCAAACAAACGACGUUCAAAUUGGUCAAAGUCUUGAGCUACAAAUCAUUGCCCAACCACCUGAUACUCCAUUCGAUUUUGAUGCCUUCUCGCUAGUUGCCAAAUCGAGCAAUAACACAAGCUUAAUUAUUCUCAUUGACGAAAAAGGUUGUCCAACUGAUGUCUCAAUAUUCCCUGCCCUUACAAAGGUGACAACAGCUGACACAAAAAUGCUUUAUGCCCGAUUCCAUGCAUUUAAAUUUGCGGGCAACUCUUUGGUGAGUUUUGAUGUGAAAAUAAAUUUCUGUCCCGGAAGAUGUCCGCCAAAAAUGUGCCACCGAUCUAUGAAGAGAAAUCGGAGAUUUGCCGAUGGGUAUCAAUUGUACGGCGAUUCGGUGCACGUAAAGAGUCCGGUUUAUGUGUCAACAAUUAUGGAACAAGUUGUAAGUAGUAAUUUAACAAACGAAUACAAACCUCCAGACUCGUAUCAAAAUGGACCAGCGGUGUUUAGCAGACUUCCAUACAAUAUCGAAGUUCCAUUAAAUUAUGACAUAAACGUUCGUGGACCUAAUAUUGUCGACACAAAUGGUCUGAUCUAUGGAGAAAGAGGAAUUGUGCUUGUUGCAGGAGUUGAUGGAUCCUCGAAGGAGAACAUUUGUAUUAAUCAAAGUCUUUUAAUUGCAAUGCUUAUAUUCUGGCUGAUUAUUCAGGUGGCACUUAUGUUUAGCUGUUGUUAUUUAAUUCAAAAAUAUAAACGUCUGGCUUCGUUAGAUGAGGAACGAAGAAAAAUUCAAGAUAGCAUAGAUUACUAUGAGGGACGGCGAGUCCAUUGGGCCGAUCAAGGGGGCUACACGUUAUAGUUUCAAUCGUUUAAAAUUAAAAUUUUUGUUAUUUAAUUAGAUAGUUGGUAAUAAUAUACUUUAAGAAAAUAAAAUUCAACGUACCUGUUUAAGUAUUUA